ACGCGCGUCGAACCGCUGUCGUGGUACCCGCGCGCGUUCGCGCUGCGAGACGCGCUGACGGAGGCGCAGUGCGAGGCGGUGCUGCGGGCGACGCGCGCGCGGGUCCGGCGAAGCACCGUCGUCGACAGCGUCACGGGCGAGUCGAAAGUCGAUCCGAUUCGCACGUCGAAGCAGACGUUUUUAAAUCGCGACGAGGAGGUGGUGCGAGAGAUAUACGACGCGCUGAGCGCGGUGACGAUGCUGCCCUGGACGCACAACGAGGACAUGCAAGUGUUGGAAUACCGGGUGGGGGAAAAGUACGACGCGCACGAAGACGUGGGCGCGGAGGAUUCGCUGAGCGGGAGAGAGUUGUCGAAAGACGGCGGUAAACGCGUGGCGACGGUGUUGUUGUACUUGGAAGAACCCGAGGCGGGGGGAGAGACGGCGUUUCCCGAUAGCGAGUGGAUCGAUCCGAAGAUGGCGGAGGGGACGAGUUGGUCGAAGUGCGCGGAGCAUCGCGUGGCGAUGAAACCGCGCCGAGGCGACGGCUUAAUAUUUUGGUCCGUGGACCCGAACGGGAAGAUUGAUCACCGCGCGUUGCAUGUCGGUUGUCCCGUCGUUGCGGGGGUGAAGUGGACCGCCACCGUGUGGGUGCACGCCGAGCCGUACCGCUGGCAGAAACCGCCCGAGGCGAGCGCGACGCCCGGAUGCGAAGACGCGCACGACCAGUGUCGCGGCUGGGCCAACACGGGCGAAUGCGACAAGAACCCGGGGUUCAUGCUC
Messenger RNA from Ostreococcus lucimarinus CCE9901, 762 nucleotides. RefSeq lists its product with no specific name. The record is from RefSeq and is a predicted model, not a curated record. Lineage: Eukaryota; Viridiplantae; Chlorophyta; Mamiellophyceae; Mamiellales; Bathycoccaceae. Gene Ontology annotation, biological process: peptidyl-proline hydroxylation to 4-hydroxy-L-proline. Gene Ontology annotation, molecular function: iron ion binding; L-ascorbic acid binding; procollagen-proline 4-dioxygenase activity. Gene Ontology annotation, cellular component: endoplasmic reticulum. The transcript has a single exon. The annotation marks the transcript as partial.